UUUCGUCCUCCAGCUAACGGCUACCGCCAUGGCGUCAACUGAGAUAGCAAGGCAAGCGGGUGAAGGUGCUCGUGCUGUCCCUCUGGCAGGCCAUGUCGGCUUCGACAGCAUGCCUGACCAGCUGGUCAACAAGUCUGUCAACCACGGAUUCUGCUUUAACAUCCUCUGUGUUGGUGAGACGGGACUGGGGAAGUCCACCCUGAUGGACACGUUGUUUAACACCAAGUUUGAGGGUGAGCCCACCCAGCACAACCAGCCGGGAGUCACGCUCAAAUCCAACACCUAUGAACUCCAGGAGAGUAAUGUGCGCCUCAAACUCACUGUUGUCAACACCGUGGGCUUCGGAGACCAGAUCAAUAAAGAAGACAGCUACAAGUCCAUUGUGGAGUUUAUUGAUGCCCAGUUUGAAGCAUAUCUACAGGAGGAACUGAAAAUCAAGCGCACGCUACACAGCUACCACGACACCCGCAUCCAUGCAUGCCUGUACUUCAUCGCUCCCACGGGACACUCGCUCAAAUCCCUGGACUUGGUGACCAUGAAGAAACUUGAUAGCAAGGUCAAUAUUAUCCCAAUCAUUGCCAAAUCAGAUGCCAUCUCCAAGAGCGAGCUGGCCAAGUUCAAAAUCAAAAUAACCAGUGAGCUGGUCAGCAACGGAGUGCAGAUCUACCAGUUCCCCACUGAUGACGAGUCUGUGGCAGAGAUCAACUCCACCAUGAACAGCCAUUUGCCGUUUGCUGUGGUGGGGAGCACAGAGGAAGUGAAGAUUGGGAACAAGAUGGUGAAGGCCCGGCAGUACCCCUGGGGGACGGUGCAGGUGGAAAACGAGAAUCACUGUGACUUUGUCAAACUGCGAGAAAUGCUGAUCAGAGUGAACAUGGAGGACCUGCGAGAGCAGACUCACACACGCCAUUAUGAGCUCUACCGCCGCUGCAAACUGGAGGAGAUGGGCUUUAAGGACACAGACCCUGACAGCAAGCCCUUCAGUCUGCAGGAGACGUAUGAAGCUAAGAGGAACGAGUUCAUGGGUGAGCUGCAGAAGAAAGAAGAAGAAAUGAGGCAAAUGUUUGUCCAAAGAGUCAAAGAGAAGGAAGCCGAGCUUAAAGAAGCUGAGAAAGAGCUGCACGAGAAGUUUGACCGUCUGAAGAAACUCCACCAGGAUGAGAAAAAGAAACUGGAGGAAAAGAAGAAGUCCCUGGACGACGAGCUCAACACGUUCAAACAGAAAAAGACUGCAGCAGAGCUCUUGCAGAACCAAGCUCAGCAGGCAGGGGGCUCUACCACACUCAAGAGGGACAAAGAGAGGAAAAACUGAUGUGACUCCGUGCCUGUUAGAAAAGGAAGAAGACACUUGCACUGAGAAGCUUAGGAUCCCUGUAGAAAAAGUGCUCCCUUGUGGCCAUCCUGCUGUGAAUGAGUUUCCACCCCAUCAUCCUUUACCGUGCCCCCCUCCCCCACCCUCACCCCAAACUCCCGUAAUUCAACCCUCCACAUGCUCCCCCCCCCCCCCCUGCUCUGUGGAAGACGCUGGGCAUUGCUAUCAGUUUACAUCACCUGUUUAUGCUGAAUGAUGCUUGUCUAUUAUUUGGUUUGUACAAGCAAUUAUUCAGCGUGUCUUUUUAUGCAAAUUGACAAAAAAUGCAUUCCAUAUUUGUUUUAUAUUCAGUGGUUUCUUUGCAUGAUGGAGUGAGCUUUUUUUAAUAUUAACAUACAUGACUACUGUUGUGAUGGGCAGAAAUGUAUUGAGGCUAAAGAGAAACAUGCAUCAGACACUGGGACCUGAGAGUGAAGAAAGAAUUAAAGCCACUGAGGAUUGAUGCGAGGAUGGUUGAAGCUAAUGUUGCAUAACCCUGAUCCAUCUUCAGCUUAGUGAUUUUUAAUUUUACAAACUCAGUGCAACAGCAGCCUAUGGAGUAACUGUAAACAACAGUCAUAAACAUAUUUCUUAGUAGGUAGUAAUUACUUAACAGUUGGCUUGGGGUUGAGCUAGUUUGUUAUUAGUUAAAGGUUAUAAUCCUUAAGAUUUCAGUUGACACCAGUGAUUACCAUGUUAACAGCAAGUGUGGUUUUAUACUACAGCGCUGAGCAGCUACUUUGUCAGAAAUACAACAGCGGAGCGACUGGUGUAGCUGUUUACUGUGUAGCCACACAAACUCAUUGUUUUGGUUUUAAAAAAUGUAAGAAAUCUGUCAGAACUUGGCCUUUUACCAUCAUGUGCAACUACAAUCUGAUUCCAUGCUGCAUACGACGCAAGUAGUUACACCCUGGCGCUAAUCUUAGUGACAGAUACAUUACGUUUGCUGUGAUUGCUUCACAGUAAAAGGCACCACGUUUCAUCAGUUGAAUGCUUUUCAGCGUGAAGCAGCAGCAGCAGGAAAGUGCAAGUAGCAGUACGGCUCUGACACAGCUUUAUUAGAGGGAACCAUAAACAGUGAGUCUGAUGAGAUAAAUUUACAGUAAUGUUUGAUUAUAUGGUCACAUUAUUUACUGUGAAUACUGUGUGUGUGUGAAGUCAGUUUGAAAUCUAGCUCAGAAAUGGCGGACCCUGCCGCUAACAAUGAAAACUACAUUUAAAGAGGUAAUUACUGAAUACAUAUACGUUAAAUGGUAGCUGCUGUGAAAAUGAUGACCAUAAAUAGGAUAGCACUCCAUAAAAAUCUUACAUUAAAAGUUCCAUUAAAACAUUAAAAGUUCCACUAGUUAUUACUGCGGCCGUACAAGUUUGGGCUUGAAGUAAAAAAUAGAAACAGAGAUCUCGUUCUCUAUUUUUGGUAUUUAUGUCCCCUUGCUGAUGUUGUUUCACUUUAGCCUGAUGCAUGAGAAGAUGUGAGCCUAAUCUCUUUGCCACUUCUCCCAUACCUCAUUCAUUGUCAUGUGUUUUGUGCAUAUUUGUAUUAGCUUUCACAUUUGCACUUUUUUUUUUUUACACACACAAAUGUGAUAUUUUUAAGUAUAUAUUAAUGUUGUCAGUGCAAUUGUAACUUUCUUUUUAUUUGACUUAUUAUGAAGGCACAUUUAAAAGUCAUUCCUCGUGAUGUCCAUUGUCCUGCAGGGACCAGUGUUGUUUGUAUCCGUGUUACGCAUAAAAAAUACAAUAUCUCAAAAGAAAAUAAAUAAAGGCCAAUUUCACCAAAUGUUACAA
This is a messenger RNA of Lates calcarifer (barramundi perch), 3139 nucleotides long. RefSeq names its product septin-6. The transcript has 11 exons. Gene Ontology annotation, cellular component: septin ring; microtubule cytoskeleton; cell division site. NCBI's taxonomy places the organism in Eukaryota, Metazoa, Chordata, Actinopteri, Centropomidae. The record is from RefSeq and is a predicted model, not a curated record. The coding region runs from base 29 to 1312 and encodes 427 amino acids. Gene Ontology annotation, molecular function: GTP binding; GTPase activity; molecular adaptor activity. Gene Ontology annotation, biological process: cytoskeleton-dependent cytokinesis; cilium assembly.